CAAAAAAAUAAUGUAGAAAAAUAACCAUUGUAAACAUCACGAGCAUAAAUAUUCUGUUUCUAAGGCAUAUAAUUACACCGACCAUUACGCAGAUGAUUCAGCUGUUUGUCAUUUAAUAUAAAGAUUUACAGACAUUAGACAUUUCAGUCAGCGUUCAAGCGUCUUCAAGAACAUUAACUUAGCAGCUAAAGAACUAAAUUUUUAACCAUGAAAAAAAUUAUUAUUUUCGGUUCUACUGGUAUGACCGGUCUAUGUGCUUUAGAACACGCAGUUAAUAAAGCUUAUGAAGUAACCGUAUUUGUGAGAGACGAAGCUAAAAUUCCAGAACAUCUAAAAGGAAAAGUAAAAGCAAUAACCGGAAAUGUUACUAAUUAUGAUCAAGUGGAAUCAUCAAUUGCUAAUCAGGAAGGAGUCGUCGUUGUACUGGGAACCAGAAAUGAUUUGAAGCCUACAACUGAAUUAUCUGAUGGAAUGAAAAAUAUAAUACGUGCUAUGAAAAAAAAUAAUGUCGAAAUAGUAUCAGUUUGCUUAUCAGCAUUUUUAUUUUGGCCACUUGAAAAAGUUCCAAAACAAUUUCUUGAUUUGAAUGCUGAUCAUCAACGUAUGUAUGAUGCUAUUAAAGAAAGUGGUCUUAAAUGGAUUGCCGUUUUCCCACCUCACAUUUCCGAAUCGCCAAAGUCAACUUAUACAGUUAAGCAUGACGAAUCUCCUGGGCGUAUGAUUUCCAAAUAUGAAUUGGGAGAGUUUUUAGUUGAUUGCUUACAAAAGCCAGAACACUACCAAAAAGUUUGCGGCCUUGCUACAGAUCCCAAGCAAUAAUUGAGAUUAAGAUAAGAAGCAUUGUAAGAAUUGUAUGCAAUAAAUACGUAACAUGUUUUUGUAUAAAUAUCAAUGUUAAAUAAAAAAUAAAAUAUCUUCUUAUAAAAAAUA
Microplitis mediator is the source of this 930-nucleotide messenger RNA. Its product is annotated as flavin reductase (NADPH)-like. The transcript is spliced from 5 exons. Bases 208 to 819 code for a protein of 203 amino acids. Lineage: Eukaryota; Metazoa; Arthropoda; Insecta; Hymenoptera; Braconidae. The record is from RefSeq and is a predicted model, not a curated record.